AUGUCAGCCCACGCAGCCCGUCUCGCUCGUUUGUUUACACCAGAGUACGCUUGUCGUAUCAAUGCUCAAAUUGUGCAUCCGGCGAAGUCAGGCGUGGUGAAGCCGAACGAGCUGGAAUCAGCCUUCUCACGGCCGCUGGACGUCUCUAUCUACAAGCCUAACCAACCUGCCACGUAUCUGGCAGCCACGCUGUCUUACGGAAUCAUAAAAGGACAUCCAUUCUUAGAUGGGAACAAACGGACCGCUUUAUUCCUUGCCAACGAGUAUCUUCGAGCUCAAGGCCUCCCAGGCUUAGCUGAUGCUGUGCAUGAAGGUCUCGCCAAGAUUGCCGAUCAGCACAUCAAUGUCGCCGCAGGGAAGGUGGAUGUGGAGGGCCUAGCGAAGGCGAUAGGCUCACGCGGAUGA
Laetiporus sulphureus 93-53 is the source of this 405-nucleotide messenger RNA. RefSeq lists its product as uncharacterized. NCBI's taxonomy places the organism in Eukaryota, Fungi, Basidiomycota, Agaricomycetes, Polyporales, Laetiporaceae. The coding region runs from base 1 to 405 and encodes 134 amino acids. Gene Ontology annotation, molecular function: kinase activity. The transcript has 3 exons. The record is from RefSeq and is a predicted model, not a curated record.